GGCCUCUUGUGCUCCCGCUAACCAACACCACGCGAGACUCUGAAGCCUUUCCCCCAAAGCGCAUUACGAGACCGCAACAGACGAUAGUUACCAGAACUUCGUCAACCCAAACCCCAAUUUUUGAAACCAGAAGCUACUUUGCAGUGGCAACAACGCCGCAACCAUGUCGGCCUCUAACAAGCAGGGCAAGAUGGCGCAUGAUAUCUAGGCCGGUUACAUCAACUACCGGAUGCGCGUAACGCUGAAUGAUGGCCGCCAGAUGACGGGUCAGAUGCUCGCUUUCGAUAAGCACAUGAACCUUGUGCUCGCCGAUACCGAAGAGUUCCGCCGGAUCAAAAGGAAGCAAAACAAGCCCUCCGCCCCCGGCGCAUCAUCAUCCGGCGCGCAGACCAUCGAGCAGGAGGAGAAGCGGACACUGGGUCUGACGAUCGUUCGAGGCGCCCACAUUGUAUCCCUUUCCGUCGAAUCGCCGCCGCCGGCUGACCCAAGCGCUCGUUUGGGCAAGACUGGCGGUCCCAGUGUUGCCUCUGCGCUCGCAGCGGGACCUGGUGUCGCAAGACCGGCUGGCCGCGGCGCCGCUGCUCCCAUUUCCCUUGCCGGCCCUGCUGCUGGUAUUGGCGGCGCCGUCCCUCCCCCAGCUUUCCCAGGCUUCCCUGGUGCUCCCGGUUUUCCUGGCGCCCCUGGCCGUGGUGCUCCCCCUCCACCAGGAUUUGGAGGUGGAUUCCCUCCUGCUGGCUUUCCCGGCGCGCCCGGUGGCUUCCCCCCUGGAUUCCCUCCCGGCGGUGGCCCUCCUUCUGGCUUCAACCCUCCUCCUCGCCGUUAAUGAUUACGUUUGGUGGCCGACCCAACACUACUUACUGAGAUGCCCCGCCACACAACAUACGACGACAUCAAAUACGACGAAUGGCUGCGAACUUGUAUGUGAUUGGGGUGGAUCUUCACUUGGCCGACGAAAAGCUAGAUUUUUGCCUGGAAAGCUUGAGGGUUUUACUGUUUUCUUUUGGCGGCGUUUGGGGAUUUCUUGAUGAAACAUUACAAAGGGCCGGAAAUCAGCGAAUUGUGUUCUUGAGAAUAAGGGGCGAGCAGAGUAUGCAAGACAGGCAAACGGGACAAAGAGAAGAGGAAUGAGAAGUCCGAGGGGCUUAGGCGGCGUGGAUGGUGACAGAACAGAGGAUAUUGCUGUUGCCUUUGGGGACUAUGUACAUAUGCGGUCGUGAAUAUGGAUGGAUGUUGGUGUUGCACAACCCUUGGACACCCCAUACAGAAGCUCGAGAGUGAGCUUCAACAACAAAUUCACAACGAUUAGGUGCCAACUGUCUAUUCUACUGUUGCAGAUAUCUCACUUGUGAAUAAUAGAUGUAGUAAACGCCCCCAAAUUCAACCAAUUGGCAACCUUGACUUUUACAAUGAC
Molecule: messenger RNA, 1411 nt
Organism: Podospora pseudocomata
Lineage: Eukaryota; Fungi; Ascomycota; Sordariomycetes; Sordariales; Podosporaceae
Gene: smb1
Product: Small nuclear ribonucleoprotein-associated protein B
Exons: 5
Coding region: 230-823 (197 amino acids)
Biological process (GO): mRNA splicing, via spliceosome
Cellular component (GO): U4 snRNP; U5 snRNP; U2 snRNP
Molecular function (GO): RNA binding
Source: RefSeq, a predicted model, not a curated record